AUGAAAUCUAUCAUCGCAUUCGCCCUGUGCUUAGCCGUGGUCUCCGCCCUGCCCACCGGCGAUGUGGACGCAGAAAUCCUCACCUACGAAAAUGACAACAUCGGCAUUGGAAACUACAGAUACUCUUUUGAAACCAGCGAUGGCAAGAAAGUUUCUGAAACAUCCGUCGUCAAGAACGUUGGCCAAGAAAACCAGGCUCAGGAAGUUACCGGCUCAUUCUCCUAUUACCAAAACGGCCAACUCUACUCUGUGAACUACGUCGCUGACGAAAACGGCUUCAGAGCCGUCGGAGACCAUAUUCCCAAAUGA
Pararge aegeria (speckled wood butterfly) is the source of this 309-nucleotide messenger RNA. RefSeq names its product flexible cuticle protein 12-like. NCBI's taxonomy places the organism in Eukaryota, Metazoa, Arthropoda, Insecta, Lepidoptera, Nymphalidae. Gene Ontology annotation, cellular component: chitin-based extracellular matrix. The coding region runs from base 1 to 309 and encodes 102 amino acids. The transcript is spliced from 3 exons. Gene Ontology annotation, molecular function: structural constituent of chitin-based larval cuticle. The record is from RefSeq and is a predicted model, not a curated record.